This is a messenger RNA of Schistocerca gregaria, 3127 nucleotides long. RefSeq names its product SUZ domain-containing protein 1. The record is from RefSeq and is a predicted model, not a curated record. Lineage: Eukaryota; Metazoa; Arthropoda; Insecta; Orthoptera; Acrididae. The coding region runs from base 153 to 641 and encodes 162 amino acids. The transcript has 5 exons.
CAUGCAAUUUCUGUUUGUUAAGAGGAGGAAACAUAAUCUAUAAUUUGAUCGCCAACCUGGACACAAGUAUUAUCUGUAUCAAUCUUUCACAAUUCGAUGGAUUACAGUUUCAGUCAUCAAAAUAGAGCACACAUCUUUGGCGUAGACCCAAUAUGGCUGCCAGCGAAGAAUUGGAUGUUGUGGAUAGCUGGGAAGAAAUUGAAGACUCUGGAGUCUUGGAUAGAAAAUUCUUACCAUCACCUACAGCACCAGAAGAGACUGAGAAUGUUAACCCUGUUAUGUCGAAUGGGCCAAUAAUUUUGCAAAGCAACCCAUUUCCAAUGCCGGAACCAGCAGUGAAAAUACUUAAAAGGCCUCAGAGGACUGCUCAGGGUAAUGGAAAUGGACACCUGCUUAAUGGUGAUACCAAACCCCGUCAGCCUGUAAGAACCCUUCAGCAGCGUGAACAAGCUUACGCUGAAGCUAGAUUACGAAUCCUUGGUGAAGCUCGAAGUCCUGAGGAACAACACCUGCCCUCAACUGAUGAUAGGAUAAGCAAAAUACAGACAAAAAUGGAGGUGUUGCGAACGUCAGAAACUGGCAACAUUUUGCGUCAUCCGAAGGGACCUGAUGGAACGAGAGGAUUCAAUUUGCGUAGAUAGUGCCCUUAGGAGCACUACGUUAUUGAUGUCUCCUGCCUUGCCUCUCCCCGUGACAAUACAGACUAAUUAAUUGACAUUGCCUACAUUUGAGGCACAUGGGAGAAGGGAGAAUUCACAACCAAUAUUUGUGAUGUGAUUGUACAUAAUUGCGUGAUUUAUAUAGUGAAAACAAGACAAUGCCUAGUUGUAUCAGCUUGUUGUGGCAUGACUUAAGAGACAAUUGUGUUGAUAUUUUGAUACAUUUAAUGGACUCGCAGUUCUGUGUGUGUGGACCCUAUGGAAAUGAAAACCAGUGAUGAAACAACCUCUCAUAUACAUAAUCACAUACAUAUUAUAUAUCAUACACUCAUUUCAUUGCCAUGGAUGUUGUGUUGUUAAAAUUUUAUAUAUGUUUUAGGUUUUAUGGUUUUUUUAUAGACUGUUUUCAGUUGCAAAUAAUUUCACACGUUUCUGUGGCAUUUUGAUUUCUGCUGAUGAUUUCAACUUUCUUGUUAUGAUAGAAUAAGUGAUGGAAACAGGACAAUACCUUACCAGAUAUUUCUUCUUCAUCAUCGUCAUAUCUCUCUCCCUCCCCCCUCCCUCCCUCCCUCUAACUCUCAAUUUUUUUAUUGUUACUGUGUCAUGGUUGGUGUUUCUAUCCAGACAUUUUUGACUUAUGUGACAGUAUGAAAUAAGGAAAAGUGAACAGAAUUUAGGUGCAGUGAACAGAAUUAACUCAAAUAACAGGAUUGCAUAUUUUUAAAACAAUUCAUUCAAAAAGUAGAUAAUUAUAUCUAUGUGCUGGAUAUACAUGUAAAGAUUGUGCAUUAAGAAUGUUAUGCCACUUGGAACUUGGUGGAACAGCGCUGCCACUUAAGCUUACAGGAAUUAAGUGAAUUUAUACUUUUCCACAUUUCAUAUAAAUUUGAGAAUAAAUAAUGGGACAUGGAGUGAUAAUGAAUGUGCAUAUUUCCAAUUUUGUAAAAAGAAAAAAAAUGACAGUUUCAUAAAUGUAAGUGUGCAUUGUGAGACAUGUUCUGUUUGUUUCAUCCUUCUGAUACUAGAUUUCCUCUGUUGUAACUUAACAUGAAGACUGAGUGUACUGCUUUGUAGUUAUUUAAUAUCAUGACAAACAAUGAUGAUAGCUGCAAGAUGUUAAAGUCCAGGAUGCAUUCCACUGUUUGAUACAUUGGAACUACCUGAAGUCGUGAUCUAGUCUUGAACAGAAGUAUUUCCACCACGGAUUUUGUGUAUGGAUGUAAAUCUUGUUGGAGAGUUUUCUGAAAUGUCACAGUCGGUUUUGUAUGUAUGGACAAGUAAUUGUCAGGCCUGCUCAAAUGGUGUAUAAAUGUUUGGUAAUUCUUGAGCACACAUUUUCAAUAUAGGUAGAAUUUGCCAUCAAACACAAUGAGUGUUUUAUAUCUCAUAAAGAAGGGAAAGUUUUAAUUUAUGCAAUCAUUAAAAUUAUCAUUUGAAAAGCAUUUUCCUUAUUGGCUGUUUUUUAUAAAUUUUCUACUAUUUGCAAAAACUGUGCUGCCUGGCUUAAGUUAGAUAAACACAUUAACGUGCCUUAGAUUUUGGGCAAAAUGGCUUAUAGAACAACUUCAAAGGAAUUUUUAUUUUUAUUACAGAAGAAUAUUACAGCUAUUUAUUCUGAAAUGAAAUGGAAGUAGAUACACAAUGAAGCAGAUUAUAGUAAUGUAAGAAAAAUAUCACAGACAGUGUAGGGGCCAGAAAAUACUUUGUGGCAUGUUAAUCCACAGUGGUCACAACUUUGACUGCAGGAAUUCAGUAAAAUGAGUAGUUUCUCAGAGUCAGUAAACCAACAGAUGAAUGGCAAAAAGCUUUUUUCUUUUAUUAUAUGUAAAGAAAUAUUAAUUUCUAUGUAUAUGAUUUUCCUUUCUGAAGUUGAAAAUUGCUGGCACUUCGUAUUUGGUUUCACAAUUUUCAUGUUUAAUCAUUUCAUUUUAAAUAUUGAGUGGAGAGGUUUUUCUGACUUCUAGUGUCAGAGGAUUUUUCUGUUGCGCAAUCAUUGGAGUGUUAGUCUUACUGUGUUUAGAUUGGAGUAUAAGCAGUUGAUGGUAGAAGUCCAACUCUCCACUUCUGCCUGCUCAAGUAUUAUUUUAUUGAAGAAUGGUCUGUAUUCAGAAUCUUGCAUUAUGAUAAUUUUUAUUUAAUUGAAUCUGUACCUAAAAACAAGAUUGUAACAGUGAUUAAUGAGCAUUUAGUGUCUCUUUGUAAGGCUUCACUUUUUGUUAAAGAUAUGCUGCUGGUAUUUGUCCUUGCAGCAUUGUUGCUGCAUGCAAAUAAAUUUUGGAAGGUUUGUAACCAGUUUUUAAGAUUUCAAUUAUUUAAAGUUUUCAGAUGUAGGAUUUCCACCUCAAAGAAACAUUAGUGAUUAAAUGUUGGAUAUUUUUUAUGUGCCCUCAUUUUGAGAUAUAUGUAAAAAUUAUUAUUAAAAUGGGUUACUUGUGAUGGAAGUUAAUAUAUUUUUUAAAAAUUAUCGA